CCUAGGUACAAGUCCCUGCCCAACCUGAGGUUCAACUCCUCUCCUGCACGCGCCUCGGUUAUCGCCCAGCACACUCUUUAGUCUCUUUACCAUGUCGCGCCUACGACAACGUUAGCAACGAUCUCAAAUGAUGCAUCGAUCGCACUCCGCAUCGCCUAUCGCAAAAUGGACAGUUCCGAGUUAAUGAGCUUCCAGGAAGCCAUCGAAAGGGGAGACAUCCAGGCUGUGGCUUCCUUCAUCGAACAGGGUGUCGACCUCAACCUGAGGUUUAUCUCCUGGGAGAAGGUACCGUACAAGGACUCUGCAAGUCGCAUCUUCUCCCUGGGAGACCCUGGGACCCCUCCUCUUCGAGGCAAGCCCUCUAGACCAUGCUGUAGCACAUGACCAGGCCGAAGUUGUCGAUCUUCUGAUAGCACGUCGUGCAGACGUGAAUCUCAAGGGCGGAUAUGAGCCGGCGCUUCAUCUGGCUGUACAGAAUGGCAACGUCGACAUGGUCCGGAAGCUCAUCCAAGCUGGCGCCGACGUCAACAAGCCGACAUGGCAUUUCCCACACAUGGAAACAUACGAGACCGAAGUUGGCGCAGGAAGCUUGGGAGUGGAAACCAGCUCGGUUGCAAUGCAACUUGCAAGAAUAUACGAGAAAGCACAUGCAUCAUCCCGAGCACGUCACGAAAUGCUAUGGGAGGACACCACGGCUCUUUCGAAGGCUAUCCAGAGCAACAAAACGGAAAUUGUCCGCUUGUUGCUUGCCAGUGGCGCCAAUCUGUACCCCCAGUGUAUAUACCACGCCGCCGAGAGUGCGGAUCUGGAUCUCUUGCGACUCGUCCUGUCACACCAGUCGGCUUCUCUCAUCGACAUCAACUCUCUGGCGGGAGAGCUCGGCACGCCACUUCAAGCGGCUGUAAUGCGGAAGCACGGUGCCAAUGAAAUCUGUUCUCUGCUUAUUCAGUAUGGUGCAGACAUAGUAGUACGCGCCAAUGAAGGCAAGUCCAGCCUGCAGCCCAUCGUCGGGAUUGUGGCCAGGGUACUGCUUGACGCACUGGACAUGGUGAUCAAGCGCGGUCUUAUACAUGACGAGACCGCUACUAGUACAGCAUCACUCCCUGCAAGGUUUACGAUCCUCCACCUUGCUGCUUGCUUCCGCAACCGGGCCAUCCUACAGCGUCUUCUCAGAACCCGCGCCAAAGCUUUUAUUAACUACCAGGAUGCCUUUGGAAGCACGCCACUGCAUCUAGCGGCCUUGUCUUUUGACGACGCAUUUUGGGCGGUCGGAGAAGUCACUCAUGGCGGAGUACACCAUUCUUGGCGCGAUCUGGACCACCUGCGAGACAGUGACACCUCCAUCGCCCAAUACCUGGUAGAGCACGGAGCGAGGGGUGACAUUCUUGACUUCAGCGGGACAACCGCACUGAAGAUUAGUCUUCGCUCCGUCGAGCUUGCAAGGGUUAUCUUCGCGGCCAGUCCGAACCACAAUAUCCCAGGUCGAAAAUGGAGGAGCCUGUAUACGGAUUUUAGCCGACAAGAACGCGACGGACCGCAAGCUGAGCCCAAGCUUAUCAGGUUCUCAGCAUCUCACUUUGGUCUCAUUAGUAAGAGCGAGCUUUUCCAGAUAUUGGCACCGGGCGCCACCAGAUUCCUGGCUCUUCGACUCGGAAGACUCCUUGAAGGAGCGCUUUCUAAUCUUUACUGGACCAACGAGAUUUCCCUAUCAGUACCACCACAAGGGGUUCCGGUGCAGCUGGUGGCGCCGGAUCACGACCUUAGAUGACACGGAGUUCCAUUUUGAUUACGAGAGCAUGCCCAGUCGUAUAGCAGUCGAGCAAGGCCUUCCAGAAAUGGGUGGGUUUUGAAGCUUUGCUUAAGGUUUAUUGCCUACACAUCCAUAACUACCAGACAUAUGUACGGUCAGCUGUCAUUCAGGUCCACUCCCUUAGCGGUCACGGUUCCACAUCAUAGGUAGAUUUUGCCGGAUGUACACUCAAAUCUUGCCAUGAUUGUUCCGCAAGAAAGUCACCUUCAACAUUUCAGGGCAUCAUUGGAUAUAAGCUCAAGGCUGAUUCGUCUCGGCGCUAACCCCUU
This is a messenger RNA of Canariomyces notabilis, 2079 nucleotides long. Its product is annotated as ankyrin. The transcript has 2 exons. The record is from RefSeq and is a predicted model, not a curated record. Lineage: Eukaryota; Fungi; Ascomycota; Sordariomycetes; Sordariales; Chaetomiaceae. The coding region runs from base 491 to 1768 and encodes 425 amino acids. Gene Ontology annotation, molecular function: protein binding.